UUUUUAAGGAUCAUUUGCACGGUCACACAAAUCCUAACUUUUGCAAAUUUUACGCGGUUUAAGUUGCGUCUUUGAUUUUUAAUGGUUUUUGUUAAUUAUUGUGAUGUCUGUGACAAAUGAGAAGACCUCAAUAGGGAAGCGAGAUAGCAGCUUUCCCGUUUCCUUCAAGGAAUUUCAGCGGUUGAUUGUAAACUUGCAAGAAAUAGCACUCCAGUUGAAGGCUGCCAAUGAUGGCAGUAAAACGCUAGACCACUGGACUCGGUGGUACUACGAAGAGUUCUACCGGAAUCCCAGUAUUCGGGAGCAGUAUCCGUUUAAGGUCGGACCAUGUCCCGGGCGGAUUCGCUCGAAAUUGCUCAAGAUGCCCGAGCCUGCAAAGACGCCUGAUAACAUCAUCAAUGCAUCACAUUCCCGCCCAGAAGCUUCACCGCUCCCGCAACCAGAAUCCGAGGCGAUGGUUGUAGAAAGCCAGUUGCAACCCACGCCCAACGUUAUAGUCAAAUCAGAGAGCGAUUCAUCACCAGACUGCGACGGUGUUACGGUUAGAGUGGACAAAGCUGGCACCUUUGUCUUUCCGGUAUCCUUUAAAAUAUUCGAAAAGAACCUCAACAAGAUGGAGGUAUUUAAAAGGAUCGCCAAGAGCCAGGAUUAUCUAAAGCUUGCGGCCGAUGACCAUUACCGAAUGCAGCUGCUUAGAAAGUUCUAUAACCGCUUCUAUAUGCAUCCGGAAAGGCGAUCCUCUACGAAUUUAUUCAAGGAAGUUCCGGAUAUCCUUUUGGCUAGGUUGCUCAAAUCUGGAAGACCGCAUGACGCAAUGGCCGUAAAGAGUAUGGCAGAGUAUGCUGCCAGAAAGACGCUUGAAAACAAAUCCAUCGUCACUUUUGUGUUGUUCAAGGAGAAUUUGUCGAACUUAUCUGACAUUGUGGAGCAAAUGAAGCAAAAGGACAAUUAUUAUGAGAGCAAGGACUUCCAAGAGUGUGCUUUCGACUUCUACCUGGCAUUUUACAUAACUCCAGAGAUCCGGGAGAAGUAUGAGUAUGAGCUGCGGCCAGGAACGUCGACCAUGCAGGCUCGCAUGCUAGCCGUUCUCAGCAAGAAGGUUGCCGAGGAACUAAGACAAAGCUUGCCGCAACUAGCCAAUCCCUCACCAGCUCUUCAACUGCCCGUGUACAAGAGUCCCGAGAAGUCCACUGAAAAAGCUAAAGCUGGAAAAGAAAAUGUAGCAAGAUCUGAAGAUGCCAAAAAGUCCGCUCAAGUCCCGGAGAUUAUAAGUAUGGAAGUUGCCGUCGAAUUGCCGCAGUUAGCUAUUCCUUUAGCAGGACUCGAACUGUCCAGGUCUAAGACUCCUGAGAGUUCCCCUGCCAAAGCUAAUAAUGAGGAUCAAUUUGUAGACACCAUUAGCAAGAAGGCUGUGGUCGAACUGCCUCAAUUAGAUAUUCCUUCGGCAGGACUCGAACAGCUCAGGUCCAAGAGUCCCGAGAGGUCCCCAGCAAAAGCCAAAAAUGUGAAUCAAGUUGUAGAGAUAAUUAGCAUGGUAAAACUGCCGCAGUUAGCUAUUCCUUCGGCAGGACUCGAACAGCCCAGGUCGAAGACGCCUGAGAGGUCCCCUGCAAAAGCUAAUAAUGUGAAUCAAAUUGCAAAGAGUCUUCCCUUUGAGACUGAUGUUGAAGUGAGCAUUGGAAAGUGGGGUCGCUUUAGGUUUCCUGUUUCUUAUAAUACAUUUCGAAACUACAUUAAUUACGACGAGAUUAUUCCUAUUAUUCUAAAGAAACAUUACGCUCGAAAUGAGGGUGUACUAAAAGAAUUAAUUGCUGAUACGUCGAAUCCACAGUGCGGAAAAAUCUUUCGCCAGUCUUAUAAUAGAUUCUAUGUUCACAACGAGAAAUUUCGCAAAAAAAUUCCAUAUAAAUUUAACUGCACGGAUUCCAACAUGCUGAACAAGUUUCUAGAAAGCGCAAAACCAUUGGAUGAGGCAGCCACAAAAACUAUGUGUCUCUUUGCCUCAGAAGAUAAGAAGGAUGUUCCGAAGGCAAUUGAAAUCCAAGUGACUUGUCCUCCCGAGAAACCGGUAGAGCACCGACCACCGAGUGUUAUGGAGGUUUGUCCAAAUGAACCAGAUUGCCAGGAUGUUUGCACCACAAAGAACCCCUGCGAGGGAAGACGCGCCAGUCCCAACAAUGUGAUAGAGAAAAACGAAGAUGUUACCGAGAACAGCGGCCAAAUACCUCCUCCAGUAUCUUUGAAAACGUUCAAACACCAUGUAAGCAAUCUAAAUGAAAUUGCUACUGAAAUGCUCUUGUGUCCCGAGUACAAAGAAAAAUCCAAGGAGGAUGUUAUUCGGGAAUAUUACCAAGGCUUCUAUUCCGGGCAGGAAAUGCGGGAGAGAUUCGUUUGCCGGUUUAAGCCGUGUCCCAGCAAAAUGCUAGAAAAGUUAUUAUGUUUUCCGCCGAGUAAUAGAGAGGUAUUUCCAAAGGAACCAGAUUGCCAGGAUGUUUGUACCGCAGAGAAACCCAGCGAGGAAAUUGAAGAUAAGCCAAACAGCCAAGCGGUUUUUGCGGUACCUAGAAAUGUUAUACCAAAAAGAAAAGAAAGCAGGCAAAUAACAAAAAACGAAAAGAAAGCGACGCCUAUAGCUAACCAACCGCUGUUAGAAAAUCAAUGCAAAACUACUUUGGUCGCCUCUGAUGUUGUUACUCAUCCCGAAAUAAACCACUUUUUUCCAGUUGAGAUAAUGGAAUCGCAUAAUGAACAAACAGUUGUAAAACCUUUGCACAUUUCGGAAGAUUGUAAUGCAGCCAGGAUGUUAGAAUUAAAUUGCAAACCAGAGAUCGAUGCGGUUGAACUCGAGGCCCACAAUAUGUUUACCUACUUGUUUGAUGGUAGCACCUGCCCGGAAAUGCAAGAUUCUCUUAAAAUCCAAUUCAAUCACUACCGACUGGCUCAAAAGGAACCUUUACAUUCAGAUACCAAUCCUGAUGAAACUGCAACAACUGCAUCAAAAGAAAAUCAGCCGGUACCAACUUCAAAUCCCAUCGAGGUCGAUAAAAUCAGCGAAGAUCAUGAUCCCAUCAAGCUUAUCACUGCCUCUAAAGAGAAUGAGUUGGAGGAAAGUUCAAAGCAACCAGUAGAUGAACUAGAACAGGCGAAUAGAAUGGAGAUCCAGGUUGAAACGUCCAACAAUCGAGGAACUAGUCCGAGCAGUCCAAAAUGCGCAUCAGAAAAUAUUUCCAGAGAUGAAGGGGUAUCGACGAAAACAGAUGAAAAUCCUUCAGUUGCACCGAGUUCACCCCGAAAUACAGAUGAUGAAACACUUCUCGGCCAAGCUAAAGAUAUAUUUUUCGCUGAAAAUGACAAGGAUCACAAUAUGAGGUACAUGAUCUGCACAAGCCAAGGCCUCAUGAGGACCAUUUGGCGUAUACUAUACCAACUAACUCUUCAGGAAUUCUGUCAAUACACGAGUAUCCAUGACGCGGAGGCCUUGUACAAACGCGAUGAAGAUUUACAGUGUUGCUUUCGCCACGUCGUGGGUCUUGGCAACUGGCCAAUAAAUCUAUAUGUCCGUUUGGGAUUCUUAAAACAGCUUCUCCAUAGUAAGGGAGUGCAGCUGGAUAAGCUGGAACUGUCAAGUAUAUCGCCAAAAAUACUGAGCCCUUGGGAGUUAGGUUCCUACUCGGAUUUCGACAAGAUCGUCGAAGAGGAGUACACCUAUCACACCGGCGAUAUAAUUGAUGAUGUAGUCCAGUUGUGCCAAGAGAGAGAGAAACUAUAUGCGGCUUGUUGGACACGUAACAUGUGGAUUUCACGGGUACCUCAGAUCGCUGAAGAGGUACUGAAUGCCGAAAUUGGGGAAGUGGAGUCGUCUCUCGAUGGGAUUUCAUUAAGGCCAAUUUGUGGUGUGAAAAGCGAAUAUGAAAAUAGUCCAACCGAAGUUGUUUCAAUUGCCUCAAGUUCUGAUACAGUGUGUGAGGAAACAACUUGUCCGCCCACUCAGCUCAACAGUUCAAACUUUGUAGACAUAGAGUGUGUGGACCCAGCUUCCCAAGUGCCACAACUGGCAGACGAUCCACUAACACCAGAGGAAACAGUUCCAGAAACUCCUCCUAAUGAUCAUCUGCCAACGUCGUCGGUGUUGGUGACGGUCAAGAAGGAGCCUAUAAGUUUGCCCAACAACCAACGUGCCACCCUUUCCAGCUCCGAAAAUUGCCAAUGGGAAGAAAUCACGCCCCAGGAGCAAAUAAUAGACUUGGAUGCCAGCCAAAAUGAAGGAUCGAGUUUGUCCUGCUUUGCCAUCACAAAACCAAAAGAGAUGGCAGCCGGCCAGAAGCUAAAUUUGAUCCUGUGUGAGAAUGACAGCGAAACUGACGAGAACUUUAAUAUGUUGGAAGCCCCAACCUCUAAAGAAUUGUCGGCUAAUGUGGCUCCAACGCGCGAUCAGUCCAAGCUCGCGCAGGUUCAGAUUCCUGUGGUUCUGGGAAAGAGACGGUCACCAUCCGUAGAAUUGCCUAGUAAGCGAAUUAAAGUGGUUAACGAAAAGGUGCCACAGUUGCGACAUGAGUUCCAGCCGCUGCCGAUUGGUAUAAUGGUGCGUGUUGAGUCUGGAGGGAAUAAUCGAAAAGAUUGUCAAGCAACGGCGACGCAUCAGCCAGAAGAGAAGAACAUAUUGGAGAAACCUCCUAAUCUUCAAAAUGCACCAUCGCCGCAACCGGCAGAGGUCACCAUCACUCCCUCGCAGGAGUUCGCCGCUGGAAACACACUUCUGGAAUGCACCCAGCUGCAGCACCUGCUAGAUUCCACGAACGUCAACACUCGCCAGGUAAAUGAAGAACCUACUGAUACUGUUUUGGUCGAGCCUCGUGCUCCAGAGCCCCUUGGUGCUUCUCCUCUUCAGCGCACCGUUGUAUUCCGUGACCUGGAUCGCUUCUGUUUUGUAAACCGACUAACUGUUCAGCAAAUCAUGAAGUAUCGCAUCGAACGACACCUACCCGGUGCGACUUAUCAGGACGCAUUGGUCAAGAUCGACGAAAGGUUGUGCAACGUGCGUGGUCCUCUGCUGAGCUGCCUAUUCCCCCAUCUCUCAUCCGAACUGCGAUCUGAUUUGGAGUAUGUGCUCCGGGACUUGGGAGAGUUUUGGUACAAGUGGAACUGGCCAAGGCACAAAGAUAGCACCGUUGAUAUUCGCACACGAGUUCUCACCGUGUUCGUAAAUCUGAGCCCAAAUUUUGGGCAAUUUCGCGUACAGUUCGAUAAUGAAUCCAGGGAAUGGGGUACCUGCAGCGAAGUUGCCAAGGAGGAGCCGGAUAUCGUGGAGCAGGAGACAAGUUGCAACGUAGCCGAGUUCUUAAGCCCGCGCAUCUUGAGUCGGAUAAGGGAAUUGAAGCAGCUGAUAGAUUGAAACUAAUCCAAAAAAAAUGUUUUGACUUUAACUUGUUAUUUA
Drosophila subpulchrella is the source of this 5434-nucleotide messenger RNA. It is a transcript of the gene tea, whose product is annotated as protein telomere ends associated. The transcript is spliced from 15 exons. NCBI's taxonomy places the organism in Eukaryota, Metazoa, Arthropoda, Insecta, Diptera, Drosophilidae. The coding region runs from base 104 to 5392 and encodes 1762 amino acids. The record is from RefSeq and is a predicted model, not a curated record.